AAUUUCCUAGCUGCAUCUUUCUGACAGUGAAAACCAGGCGGGUGCGCUAGUGACUUCCCAGAUAGGACUCCCGAUUAUCGAUUCCUGAAUUUCUGGAGAGUGGCGAACGUUGCUGUGGUGGAGUGUACACAGCUGAUCGAUUUCCUCUACUCAGUGCUGGGUCCUACCCACAUUUCGUGUUAGUUUUCCGGUUAAAGAAGAAUCCAUAAUUUGAACACAUCGAUAGGUGGUGAAAUAAAGGUGACCAGCCCUUUGAAAUACGAAAACCAAGGCACUCUAGACUUUUAUCGUGGGUUGAAAUACCACUGGGAUAUUUUGGAGACCACAUGGCAGGAGCCGAUCCCAAAUGGCAGAAAGAUGCUGCCGAUCAAAACUUCGACUACAUGUUCAAACUCCUCAUAAUCGGAAACAGUUCAGUAGGAAAAACCUCCUUUCUAUUCCGAUAUGCAGAUGACAGCUUUACGUCGGCCUUUGUUAGCACUGUGGGUAUCGAUUUCAAAGUGAAAACCGUUUAUCGUCACGAGAAACGGGUGAAGUUACAAAUAUGGGAUACAGCAGGUCAGGAAAGAUAUCGAACAAUUACAACCGCUUACUACAGAGGCGCUAUGGGAUUCAUUCUUAUGUACGAUAUAACGAACGAAGAAUCCUUCAACAGUGUGCAAGACUGGGUGACCCAAAUAAAAACGUACUCCUGGGACAACGCCCAAGUAAUCCUGGUGGGAAAUAAAUGUGACAUGGAGGACGAGAGAGUCAUAAGUUUCGAGAGGGGUAAACAACUUGCUGAUCAACUUGGCGUUGAAUUUUUCGAAACGAGUGCUAAAGAGAACGUGAAUGUUAAGGCUGUCUUCGAGAGGCUGGUGGACAUAAUAUGUGACAAAAUGUCUGACAGCUUAGACACAGACCCCACAUUGAUGAGUGGUGGUGGUAAAGUUCCGCGCCUCACAGACGCCCCACAAGGACCACAAGCUGCCAAUUGCAACUGCUAAUAGCUCGACUCAUGUCCAUAUAUAUGUUUCAAAUCAACUGUAACCAAGUUGACCAGAAUUUAUUGAAAUACGUCUGAUGUUCUCUUCAUUCCAAUCGAGACUGACAAUACGCAUGUGUAGUAUUCAAAUAAUGUUCAAUAAUCUGCGCCUGGAAACGUCCUCUCAAUUUCAUACAAGGAUUCACAAAACAGUUUUAAAUGUAUCUUAUUGAAGAAAUCUCGAAAUUUGGUGGAAUUCAUGAUGUGAAUUCUCGUACGAAUUAUACGUUUCUUUCAGAACUCCUUUUUUCAGACUGUUAGGCAAUGAAACAUUUUAUGUAUAUUAUGAAAGUGCAUAUUCGAUGUGGAUAUUUAGAAUUUACAAACCAAUCAAGCUUAACACUGCUCCUUCAAAAAAGAGUGAUUUGAAGGGCUACUAUUUUCCAAAGACAAAGCUCAGAAAUUCUUUAAAUUUCACGCUCAUUCUCAUUAUUUUUAUUUUGA
Messenger RNA from Coccinella septempunctata (seven-spotted ladybird), 1468 nucleotides. RefSeq names its product ras-related protein Rab-3 (gene Rab3). NCBI's taxonomy places the organism in Eukaryota, Metazoa, Arthropoda, Insecta, Coleoptera, Coccinellidae. Gene Ontology annotation, biological process: protein secretion; protein localization to plasma membrane; regulation of exocytosis. Gene Ontology annotation, molecular function: GTP binding; GTPase activity. The transcript is spliced from 6 exons. The record is from RefSeq and is a predicted model, not a curated record. The coding region runs from base 327 to 986 and encodes 219 amino acids. Gene Ontology annotation, cellular component: plasma membrane; synaptic vesicle; endosome.